Messenger RNA from Mobula hypostoma (lesser devil ray), 3374 nucleotides. RefSeq lists its product as uncharacterized. The coding region runs from base 61 to 2217 and encodes 718 amino acids. Gene Ontology annotation, molecular function: protein binding. The record is from RefSeq and is a predicted model, not a curated record. Lineage: Eukaryota; Metazoa; Chordata; Chondrichthyes; Myliobatiformes; Myliobatidae. The transcript is spliced from 9 exons.
CACGUUUGGGUUUGCCGCUCCAGGGAGGUGUGAACUCCAGUGAGACGGAGACCUACCGGCAUGUGUGAACGUAGUGGCGGGGAAGGUGUGGACGGGGCCGGCUGCUUUUCUCAGCUGCUGUCUGCGGACCGCAAGCAGGUGCGGCGGACGGUGGCAACUCUGGUUCUGAAGUUGCACCGGAACAAGGAGAAAUUAGUCCGAACUUUCUUGGGAUAUCCCAGCAACCGGCAGGUCCUGUUGACCCUUUACGGCUUCCUGGACUCGGGAGAGACACGCCUGUGCAGUGAUGUGGCAUAUAUACUGGGCACCAUUGCAGAAAACGAGGUUGGCGCACAGCAUUUGCUGACGACCGCACAAACGCAGCCACGGGAGUCUGGCAGCCUGCUGGGCAACCUGAUCGCCAUGCUAAAGUGGACGGAUGAUGAGGCGGUGAUGAACACUGCAGGUACGCUCAGCACAAUGGCUGAGACCGUUGAAGGACGAAGGUGGUUACUGAAUGACACCUGCAUUGAGGAGAUGGUGAGCAAUGUGACAGCUCUGCUGGACAGUGUAAACGACUGGACAGCCAGCAACGCAGCUCUAGUACUGGCGAGGAUCACAAUCUGUGAAUCUGGCUGCAGCAAGCUCCUGGAGCACCCCCAUUGCAGGCACACACUCAGCAAGCUGAUGGUGUCUCUGGGUGUUGAUGAGGCAGGAUGUGGAAUGAGUGCAGCUUUUGCUCUCGGGCGCCUCUGCAAUUUUGACAUUGGUUGCAAACAGGUACUAGACUUGGAAGAGGCUGCAGCUAUGAUUACGGCACUGGAGGAGAUGAUGUCACACGGGGAUACCGGAGCAAGCAAGAAUGCCUGCUUUGCCCUGAGCUGCCUAGCUGCGGAUAAGGAUGGCCACGCCCGUGUCUUGCUGAGCCCUGCCUUCCCGCAAAUACUGAACUCCUUGUGCGUUUUACUGGAGUCACAAGAGCAGGAGUCAGCCUGGUUCGCUGCCAUGUGCGUAAAUGCAAGCAGUGUGACGUUAAGAGUGUUGGGCAGCUAUCCGAAAGGAGUUAUCAAUCUGAGAGAGCAUCCAAAAAUCUCAACCCUGUUAAAGACCAUGGCCUGCUCUCCCACUGCUGGCAAGGAUCUGCUGGAGGAAGUGGACUUCACCUUGAGAAAGCUGCAGCCUAUCCCCAAGCCUUCACCUCCUCACGUAGACAUUCUGAGUGUCAGUUCAAUCCAAAUCAGUUGGAAUAAGCUUGUCCUUGAUAGCGGACUGGAGGUGAUGUACAGCUUGCUCGAUGGAGAGAGGCUACUUUAUAAAGGCUCAGAUUGCAGUUUCAUCCUAACAGAUGUAAAAAUGAGUAAAGAAUAUGCUUUUAAGCUGCAUGUUUCAACUGAAGUCGAUGAUGGACUGUACAGUGACGUCACUAUGACAACGGUGGAGGAGGCUGUACCAAGUCGCCCACUGGACUUUCGAGUGAUUGGCUGCACUCCAACACAGUUGAAGUUGGCAUGGUCUCCCCCAGCAGAGCCCAAUGGUGUUAUCAAGUGCUACGUGCUGUACAGAGGUGACAUGGCGAUUGAAACAACGUCAGAGCAGAGCUGUAUAGUGAGUGGACUCACACCCUCCAAAACCUACGAGUUCCACGUGUGCGCCUGCACCAGCAAGAGAAAAGGCGAGAGGUCCUCUCUUUGCGCAAGCACCGCCGAUCCUGGUGACCAUGCACCUGGGAAACUGACCCUCAAUGUCCUGGGGCGCAAUGAGAUGUUCAUCACCUGGGACGUGCCAGAGGUGCCACUGGGACGCCUGUUCAAUUUUGAACUCAGCAUGAACGGGAAGGUGGUGUACCUGGGUGCUGACCGCUGCUUCACUGCCAGGCGCCUGACGGCGAACACAGAAUACAUCUGCACCGUCAGAGCCAUCACUAGCGAGGGGAAGUGUGAGAGCAAGCCCGUAACAAAGAGGACAGCCAAGGACGAGUAUAUAAAUACAAGCAGAUGUCUCUACUCUCCAGCCCGCAGAAGUCAAUCAGUUGCUUCACCUUCAAUCAGGGAAGGAUCCAACUUAUCUGAAGGACUCCGGAAGUCUAGAACCCAACCUGGAAUUCAUAAAGAACAGUUCCCUGGCAAAACACCCAAAGGUCACGACAUUUCUAGUAAAGGGAGUCUGAAAGGAAUUCAUAAGCAGAACAGCACGGAAGUUCUUGCCAAAACUGUCAUGCGACACAAGCCCCAAUUUUAACACUUUUGUGAAUAACUCCCAGGGGCUAUGCAGAUUUAUUUUUUAAUUGUGUAAUUGUGUUGUUGUACAUCAGAAGCAGAUUGGUAAUUUCAGUUCUUCGAAAUGCUGUUGUAGCUUGUAUAUUUUAUCUUUGUAUACAUACAGUGGAAGAGCAGGUUCCAGCUGCGGAUGAAGAAGUGAGUCAGUUGGGAAGACACCACAAUCUUAGAUUAACAGCUGACUCUCCUGUUAGCUCUUCCAGUUUAUAGGAUUAAUACAACACGUUGAUGGACUCUCAGCUUUCAAUAAUGUCACUUCCCUUCUUAUCUAACUACUUACCUAAUGGAACGUCACAGCUGGAGGGACAUUAUAGUAAAAGUGUGUCUUGUGCAAAAAAAAUAAUGAGCUGGAGGUGGAAGGUUAGCAUGGAUUGAUGGGAAUAUGGUGUUAAGAUUACAAUCCGAUUCACCAUGUUCUUACUAAAUAACAGAGAAGGCUUGAGGGGCUGCUGCUGCUUUGCUCCUAAUUUGUAUGCGAGACCCUUGUUAUUCAGCUUUGCCAAACGGGAACGGUCAAUCUCAAACUCAGAGGAACAGGAGAAAGAAGGGUCAUAUAAGUGAGAUUGUCUAUAAAAUUUAAAAGCAUUAGAUUAGCAGGGGCAUGAGGAAGAUUUACUCAAAAAUAAAAUGAAGGGAAUCUGGAACUCCAUAUCUGAAAUGCUGUUGGCAGCAGAAACCCUCACCACAUUUAGUAAGUGCGCUGAUGAACACUUGAAAAGCCAUAACCCAUGAGGCUACAGAUUGAGAGCUUGGAACAGGAAUUAGUCUAAUCAUUCUUCCUUGACCUGAAAACUGCCUUCCCUGCUGUAUCUUUCUCUGAUGUUAUGAAAUCUGUACCGAAGUAAUCCCCUUUCAUUGUCAUGAAAUCCAUUGCCAGGUGUUUAGCAUCUUUUGGAAAAAUUAACCCAAAUCAGUUGGAAUAUUCUCUGUCUACUUAUUUUGUCACCUGCCCUGAUUGGAGGGAGAAGUGUUGGUGAGAUGUACUGAUGGGGGUGAGGGAAGUGGGUUCAAAGUUCGAAGUACAGUUAUUAUCAAAGUAAGGGUGAGGUGCCUCCGUCGGUUUGAGUUGACUAUACGAGGGGUGAUUUUUAAGUUUGUGGCCUAAGGUAGGAGUCAAUU